Messenger RNA from Haplochromis burtoni (Burton's mouthbrooder), 7735 nucleotides. RefSeq names its product solute carrier family 45 member 3. The coding region runs from base 3413 to 5125 and encodes 570 amino acids. The transcript is spliced from 6 exons. Gene Ontology annotation, biological process: transmembrane transport. The record is from RefSeq and is a predicted model, not a curated record. Gene Ontology annotation, cellular component: membrane. Lineage: Eukaryota; Metazoa; Chordata; Actinopteri; Cichliformes; Cichlidae. Gene Ontology annotation, molecular function: sucrose:proton symporter activity.
CAGGCUGUAUUUACUCUUGAUUGGUUAUCCACGGGGACCUAAUCUCCCUAAAGUUAAUAAUCCAUGUCAUUCAUUGGAAUUACAUUCCUUCACGUCUAAUGGUUGGCCUACAAGCCAUUUCAGACAGAUAAUCAAUUUAGUUUCUCACAAAGUUUGCCACUGCGGCAUUCAGUGGUGGCAUUAGGCUGAUUAAAAGAGUUGACAGUGUAGCAAUCAGCUGUGCCCAGAGAGAGUUAUGAGAUUUUUGAAUGGCGCCGUGUUGAAACUUGCAACUGUUUUUAUCAUGCAGCCAGGCUGAGAAGCCACAAAGCUGUAAGAAUAUGUAAUGCAAAGUGUUCAGCAUUCUCAGGAUUGGUCUUGGAGGCUUUGAUUGUGCACAAGCUUAAAAUGCAUAAAAAUGUACACACACAAGCAACAAGCAACUCUGUGUGUGUGUGUGUGUGUGUGUGUGUGUGUGUGUGUGUGUGUGUGUGUGUGUGUGGAUUAACACUGCUGCCUGACAGAAUAGGAAUCACUAUCACUAUCAAACUGCUGAAGGUACUUUUGCAUACAUUCAGUAAGCAAAUAAAAUGUAUUUUCAAAUACAACGUUGCCCAAAUUGCUGUACAAAGUGUGUGUACAGUCACGCAAACAUGUAAUUACAUGCAUAAAAAUGCAUCAUUAUUUGAUGCGAUAACAAUCAGAAAUAUUAUUUUACACUGGUAUUACCGGUGAUUGGUAAUGGGUGAUGUAAUAUACAAUCCUCUGCAAAAGUAAAAAGUCAACUGAAGGUGUAAAUUACAUAAAUAUCACUUACUGUACUACACCCUUUAUCUUACGGUCAAUUCUUAGUCAUACUGUGUAUGUGACAGAAUUUGAAUUUAAAGGGUAAGUCAGCUGUUACACGCAGCUAUUAUAGCACGGCGUCUCCACAGUUGGUUGGAAAUGGCAAAAUUAAAUACAAUUUAUAUACAGAAAAUUUUAAUGAUAUGAAAAUGCUAACAGACAAAUGCUGAACAUGAAAACGGGCAAACCCGAGAGCGCCAGUAGAAAAAUCAUACGUCACAGGUGCUGCUACCGGAAGAUGCUUUUUUUUUUUGCUUAAAAAAAUAAAAACGUGAAUAUCUCUUGUGAAACGCUUUAAAAAUAACAGCAAAGAAUGUAUUUGUUAUUUUAGGUCUUUGAUUAAAUAAAAUAAACGAAAUCUUUUUGUGUGGCGUUUUUGUUUUAUAAAUUGUCAUUAACGUGUUCUUCUAGUUUUUGCUACAUUUAUUUCGAAGUUCCAAACCGGAAGUUACCGCUGUCGCUGCCACUGGCUUGACGGAGGUUGUCACAGCUGGGUAGUUGGCUCGCUACAAGUUAAGCAACAGGGGCUGUCGGGAGCGAGCAAGUUGCUGCAUGGAUUUCUCGGAGCUCCGCGGAACUUACGGUUAAGUUUGCACCCAAACGAGCUGUUAGCGCGAUUCUGUCUGUGUUCAGUAAGGCUUUCGUGUGUGAUACACAUCUAUCACAUGUCGGCUGCUCUACGUGCUGAAACUUAUUCAUUGUAUGUGGCUGCCUUGCAACGUUGUUCGCCGCGUCGAAACUGCAGACAGCGGCUUUAAAAUUUGACCCAAGCGUCCCCGAGUCGUACCACGCCGGACACCGUGAUACAGCUGACCUGAAAACGGAGGUAGGUGUGAGGCGGUGUGUGCUUGAGCCUGCGGCUAAAAGGUGUGCGGUUAGCCAGGCUUCAGCAGCGUGGUGCUGUCUGGAAGUUUUUUCCACUCUGCGUCGCAGACUGCCGCUUUGCCUGGAUGCCGUGCCAAGUGCCGUGGUGGCAGUAACUUUACUCUCUCCCCGUGUCUACACCAAAACCUUCGCCGUAAACGUUUGGCGCUGUGUUGACGAGACCCCGCUGGUUUGACACAUGGAUGGAUGGGGGAGGAGGCGUUUGAGGACACCGCCGUGUGGAAAGUUACGAAGUAUUCCAGCUGGAUGUGGCAUUGGCUGGUAACGUUCAAAAGAAUGACUCCUGGGCUUUGGUUUUGUUCUCGUUACUCCUUUUUGAAUGUCUCGUGUGUGUGCGCGCGCUACAGAGUGAGGUCAUGGACCGUAAAGGCACUCUAAAAGCUGCCCUAUCAUAUUAAGACAUGUCUUGUAUGGACAAGUGUUCUCAGCCUGAAACAGAUGGGAUUUUCCACAGCUUGUUGAUGGUGACUCUCAGGAACUAGACGUGUGUGCUUUGAUUUAUCAGCUGUUUAGGAUAAAAACAAAAGGCUGAAAGCCUCACGAGCUUUCGUCUUUAGUAUCCUGUUUUUCAGCCAUCAUUGGAUUUUGAUUCCUCUACUUUUUGUUUUUUUUUUUGUUUGAACAAUGUUAUCACAUUUUUACAGCCCGCUAAUAGUAAUUUCUCUAUCUAAGGAAUGUAGCACCAGGAAAUUAAGCAACACUUGAUACCAAGUAAACUUCUUUGGUGCUGAAAGUUUCCACUCAUGUUUUUGGGAGGUUGUGUGAGUCUGGUUUCUUGGAGAAAAUUCAAGGUUCGGAAACCACAUGAGGAUGGCAGAGGAUCAGAAGGUUAAAGCGCUCUAACCCAUGACCGUGACUCUGCCGUCACACAAAGACCUCUUUCCGCUUCUUCGUGGGCGCGUUAGGUGUGGUAGUCACUCUGCCUUGGACACUGGACUCUUCUCUUUCAUCCUGUCACACGUCAUUUCUGUUUCUUUCCUUUUAAAACGGCAUCAAAUUAAACUGCGUCCACGUGUGCGCAGCUUAUUGCCACAUAAGGGUUGUGAAAUAGUAGCGGUAAAUUCUUACUGCUGCACUGACAUCAUCCAGAAGUUUGUCUGCUAACGAUCAGUGGCAGGCUGUCGUCACGGUUGACCGGCUGGUCUCAGAGCAGUUAUAUUCUUAGUACUUGCAACUUUCUUAUUUAUUUGUUGCCCCCAGGAAAGCUUUGCUCAUCUGCUCCACCGUGAUAGAAACGCUUCUCCAUGCCACGACCAGCUGGCUGUUCUCUAACUGCGCCCUGACAGUCUGAUAUCCCCCCCAAAGCCAAGCGCAAGAUAAUCGCCCACCGUCGAGGACACCAAGCUACUUAGGCAGACUGAAGGCUUUGCAGUUCUAAUCGCUCGUAGGCUGUUUAGCUCCGGCUUGGUGUGCUUUCUGUUCUUCCUGUGUGUACCUGGCUUUUCAGCUCUUGCAUAUGCUUUCAAAGACGAGUGCUGGAUUACGUGAUCCAGAAUGCUGAGAAGAGGAUGAAUCCUCCAGGUCAUCUGAGACAUCAAAGUGUCUUUGCUGCUGUCCCUUUGCGACAGUCCUCGGGUCCGACCGGGGCACCAUCUGCUUCCCCUCAUCCCCCCCCUUGUCCCUAUCCAGAUCCUUCCCCCCUUCCCUGCCCCCAGUAGUGACCAUCCCAGAGGGAAGGAAAGGCGACCCAGCCUCUGUAAAUAUGCCUGGAUGGAGGUCUCAUUGGCGUCUCGUUCUCCUGAACUCCCUGACCUGUGGCCUGGAGAUCUGUGUGGCAGCUGGGAUCACAUACGUUCCUCCACUGCUGCUGGAGGCUGGAGUAGAAGAGCGGUACAUGACCAUGGUGCUAGGCAUCGGGCCAGUGCUUGGCCUGUUGUUCAUCCCCCUGAUCGGCUCAGCCAGUGACCAGUGCAACAGCAGUUACGGCAGGAGGCGACCUUUCAUCUGGCUGUUGUCGAUGGGAGUCCUUCUGGCGCUUUUCAUUAUUCCUCACGCUGACGUCCUGGCAGCCCGCGUUGCUUGGGGUGGCCACACGCUCCAGGUGGGCUUCCUGAUCCUUGGUGUUGGGCUCCUUGACUUCUGUGGACAAGUUUGCUUCACACCGCUGGAGGCUCUGCUGUCAGAUUUGUAUCGGGAUGAGGAGGAUUGCAGCCAAGCCUUUGCCAUGUUCUCCUUCAUGGUGAGCUUGGGAGGCUGUGUGGGUUAUUUGCUACCUGCGCUGGACUGGAGUCACGGCCUCCUCUCUGUCUACUUGGGAGGCCAAGCAGAGUGCCUCUUUUCCCUCCUCAUCCUCAUCUUCAUCUCCAGUGUGCUAAUCACCAUGAAGGUGUCCGAGGAACCCUCUUGUGCCAACAGCGGCGCGGGAGAGUCGGGAUCUCUACUGGAGCCGGGGACCAGUGUGAUGGAGGCCGGCCGGUGUGGCGUGCCACGCACGUGCUGCUACCUGCUGAAGUGCAAGCUGAGGCUCCUCAAGUCUGGACCCCUGAUGUGCUUACUGAGGACAUGCUGGUCCAUGACGCCGGCCAUUUACAGGAGCUACUGCCACGUUCCACGGGUGAUGAGGCAGCUGUGCGUGGCUCAGCUCUGCAGCUGGAUGGCUGUCAUGUCUUUUAUGCUUUUCUACACAGACUUUGUGGGUGAAGGCCUUUACGAGGGCGUGCCCAGUGCAUUACCAGGGAGUGUGUCCAAACAAAGAUAUGAUGAAGGAAUCCGUAUGGGCAGCAUGGGCCUGUUCCUGCAGUGUGCUACCUCAACCUUUUUCUCUCUGGUUAUGAGUCGUUUGGUUCGGCAUUUGGGAUCCCGGUGGGUUUACCUGAGCAGCAUGGUGAGCUUCACAGUUUCAGCUUUGGUCAUCUGUCUGUCCAAAAGCGUCGUCUUGGUCACUGUAAUGGCAGCUCUCACUGGCUAUGCAUACGCGACACUGCAGACCCUCCCUUACACACUCACCUGCCAUUACCACAAGGAGAUAGAGGUCUACAUGCCAAAAAGAAUAACCAAGAGCAGACAUAAAAACGGUGUAACAGCCAUGCGGGACUCUGUGUAUUUGACUCCUGUGGAAGAGGAGGGUGGACUGAACCACCAAACGGGGCCUCCUUACAGGCACGCCUUGUUCAGCCAGGACAGUUACGAGUACUACCCCGGCCCGCAAAGUCAAAACGGUUCGUCUCACAGCUCCAACGUCCCCGAGCAGGACGAAGCCGAGUCGGGCUUUGAGAAACGCGGUGUGGGCUUGGACUUUGCCAUCUUAGACAGCACCUUUCUCCUCUCUCAGGUUUUCCCCACCCUCUUCAUGGGCAUGAUUGUUCAGUUUGCUCAGUCCGUCACUGCCUAUAUCGCUUGCUCUGCCAUCUUUGGAGCUGUCGCCAUCUACCUGGCCAGUCAGAUUGUCUUUGACCAAAAGGACCUCAGAAACUGAGUGAUGGGAUCGCCAAUAAUCAACCCUUCAGGUUCCACGAGUGGUACUCGCUGCACUACUGUUCCCAGAAAGCCUUUUGCUAGUAACAUUUUUUUGCUUUCAGCGACACUCUGCAUUAAGGUAUAUCUGUUAGCGUGUGGCGUCUGAAACUGGCUUACCGAAGAUAAAGUCAGGAGCCGUUUGCCGUGUUAUAGCAGGAAUUAUCUGCUACCAGAAGAGUCACCACCUGCUCAGGUCCGAUGAGGUACAGUGUGUACUGAAACCUAUUGAAUUCAACAGACGUGUCUCUUUAAAACUGUCACGGCAUAAUUUCUGUCCACCUUUUUCCUCAGGUACCUUCAAACAGAUUUACUGUACAACCCGUCAACCUCGAAUACACCAACUAACUUUUCUGAAUCGUAUUUUUUAAUUAUCUUAAGCUACAGUUUUACACAGUGCAGUCGGUUUUUGUCUUUGCUCACUCGUCUUCACUGUCACUAAGGCAUUUUCCAUAAUGGUCAUCUUACAUAAUGACAUUUAAAAUUAAAUUAGGUGAGUGUGGGGAGUCGUCAGUCUAAUGCAAGAUGGCAGAACAGACAAAUUGGUUUCUUCAGAAAUAUGCUACUUUAUUCAUUAAUUUGAGAGCCUUGCCAACUCUGUAUGAUCUCUUAUUAGACCGUCCUUUCCUGCUAAAUGUCAUCAUCUUUCUACUUUAUAAUCGACCUUUUUUCUGUCAAAUGUUCUUUCGUCAUUACACUUGUCUAGUCUCCACCAUAAGUAAACUAACUCCAUACGUAGGUGGGGUACAUAUGGGGAUGUGGUAGUUCUGUUGGGCCAUCAGUAUCCAUUUCUCCUCCUGGGAUUGGUCACGUCCAGGAGGACGAUGGCAUGUGGGAGUCACCGAAAGGUGAAAAUGUGACUCAUUUUCUUCAGUCACAGCAUCUCAUCCUUAUUUAACACCUAUGGGAAAUUUUGUACCAGUGGUAGACGGCAAUCGCGUGCACUGUCAGGGUGUUUCAUUCCUGCUGUAUAUUUCCAAAGAUUUGGAGCGGCAAUGCCAAGGCCUGUUCUGGCCCAAAGCCUUAUUAGGAGACCUUUUUUUCUUUCAGCAGUCAGUGAGCUAUACUCUGAGUCUCCUCUUAUCCCUCCCUUCCACGUCUAGUGCCAUCUUUUAGUGCUGUUUACUGCGAAUAUUUGCAUACAUUUUUACUGUAUAAUCCCUAUGGGAAUUUGUUAUGCAACGUGCUGAAGUGAAGUUUCUGACUGUGAUGAUUUAGCAAUUAGGCUGUUCAGCUGAAUGGGAAUAUCGCAUCAAAUGUCCUUUGUGUAGAUAAUCAAGAGAGGUAAUCUAGACUAGUGGACUGCUUAUCCUGUCGAGUAAUAAUAACACACUUUCCCCGUUGCCUAAGCCCCGUUUAAGUUUUGUUUUUAAAAUGACAAUCUAGGACAUCCAGAUGGGCUUGUUAUAUAAUCCCAGACGUGAACGGUAAACACGCAGAGUGAUGUCUUAUGGAUGCCCACGUCAUAGCAACCGUUCUGGAAAACAUCUCCCAAAAAGUUAUGCAGUGCAUGUCAACAUUUGGUUACUGAAAAUCAUGCAAGCAAGGGCUUUGAAGGCCGUGCGUGUUUGUAUGUAUGCAUAACAUGGAGGACAGAUUGCAAGAAGUCAUGAGUAAGUGUGAGAGUAAUAGUUGGUAUGACUCAAAUGCAGUUUUUUGUUUCUCCUCUUGCUGCACUGACAGCAAGAGGAAAGAGUAGCCUGAAUAAUGCUUUACAUCACGGAGCAUCAUCUUGGCCAAAUGAUGAAGAAUCCAUGUUUGUGUCAGUUCUUGCUGAGAAUUUGUGUUGAGUCCUUCUUUUCUGAUCCUACACAAACUGUUCAGUUGGUACAACAGAAGGAUCCUAUUUCCUGCAUGGAAGACCAGAGAAUUUGUCAUGUUGACAUUACUGCCAAGCAAUCGACUUAUCCUCCAUGUCUAGCAUUAACUCAAAUGUUGUUUUACAAGUGCCUGUACAUUUUCCAAACAUGUUUCGUACAUAUGUAUUUAUUUAUUAUGCUUUUAUUACAAUAUAGCAUGUAUUAAAACUAUUGGACUUUUUUUUUCGGCAUCUGUCACAGGUGCAGGGGUGAAGGCUCGUUCUGUGAAAAUGAAUUAUUUGUAUAGAUGUGUUAUAGAAGCAUUCGUAAAGCUGUAAUUUAUUUUAAUAUUACCCAUUUCACCCCCUCUGUUGGCUUUGGGGACACUGCAGAGCUCGUUGCUGAUGUCUGUUAUGCCCUUUACACAAGCGACAUGGUUUGAGUUUCCUUUUCUGUUUUCAUGGUUCAUUUAAGAAAUCGUGUCCUUUGUCAGCAGCGAUUCGUCGGGGUCAUACGUCUCAUCAGUGGUCAAUAAACACUUUCCGUUCACUGCAGUUGUCUGUAACUGGAUGAGUGGAGAUGUUCUCCUUGUAUUAAAACAAAGUGACUUAGUGAUUUAAGGCCAGAAGUUGUUUUUGAUUUUCUGUUUUAUCACAUGACUUCAGCUACUUAUUUCAGAGUUUAUAUCAUUUUCACUGUACACCUGUCAGGCUGUGUAUAAAUGUGCAGUUACCAAAUAGAUUUUAUACAAAAUAAAAGAUCUGCAUUUUCAA